CCAUGCCCUUACUAACCCUAAAUCAUUGGCUUAAAAGACUUCAAUUGAAUCCUCUUUAUUAUCUUCAACUCCACUACUUGCCAUCUCCUUCUUCCUCAUAGCUUUCCUUAGAAAUGGAAGGAAUUCAAAUCAUUUCCACAUGUUUAGUUGGAGCAACAUCAAAUGAAUCAUUUUCAUACAAAAACACCCCUAAGGUUUCUGAAAUUGAAAUGACACCAUGGGAUUUACAAUUCCUCCUUCUUGACACAAUCCAAAAGGGUCUCCUUUUCCAUAAACCAAAAGAAGAUGAAAAUAACAUUCCCAAAUCAUCAUUCAUUGACAACUUAAAAAAAUCCCUUUGUCACACCUUACAUUUCUUUCCUCCCUUAACUGGCCGUCUUUCGACCGUUAAAAAUUCGGACGACGAUACAGUUUCUUUCUUUAUAAACUGUAAUCAUGCUGGCGUGGAAUUCACCCACGCCAGCACUCCAAAAUUAACUAUCUCUACGAUUCUUAAUUCUACACAUAUACCAACCAUUGUUUACCAUCUUUUUCCACUUAACAAUAUUCGAAAUUUCGAAUGUGUUACUACGCCUUUAUUUGGGGUUCAAAUAACCGAGCUUGUUGAUGGUUAUUUUAUUGGAUGUAGUAUGAAUCAUAGCUUAGGAGAUGGGACAUGUUUAUGGCAUUUCUUCAAUUCUUGGUCUGAAAUAUCUCGCGGGCAUACUAUCAUUUCCAAAAUUCCAAUUUUAGAACGUUAUUUUCCCGAAAAAAUGAAUCCUCCAAUUCGUCUUCCCCUAAAUCUAGAAGAUGAGAAAUUGUUCGAAAAAUUCCAAGUUCCAACAUUGGUGGAGAGGAUGUUUCAUCUUAGUAAAGAAAGUAUAGGUAGACUCAAGGGUAAGGCCAAUAAUGAAAUGGGUAUUAACUCGAUUUCUUCUCUCCAAGCUUACUUGGCUCAUAUAUGGCGAUGUGUUACUCGUUGUCGCAAGCUUCAUGUUGGGAAAGAAGUUGCCAUUACCAUUCCUAUAGGCGCAAGAUCAAGACUAAAUCCUCCUCUUCCAGAAGGAUAUUUUGGAAAUGCAAUUGAUACCAAGCAAGUAAAGACAAGUGUAGGGGAACUACUAGAAAAUGGACUAGGAUGGGCUGCAAUGCAAAUAAACAAGAUAAUUGUUUCACAAAACUCUCAAGAAGUGGUGAAAAUGUAUAAAGGGUGGGUUGAAAAUCCAGUUAUAUUCAAUGUUGGCUCAUUAUAUGGGGGGAAAAGUAAAUUACUCAUAAGUAGUUCUCCAAGGUAUAAUAUUUAUGGUAGUGAUUUUGGUUGGGGAAAACCAAUUGGUGUGAGGAGUGGAAUGGCAAAUAAAAAUGAUGGGAAAAUUACUUUAUUUCCUGGUGAAAAAGAAGGAAGUGUAGAUAUUGAAGUUUGCCUUUUGCAAGAGACUUUGCAAGCAUUGGAGAAUGAUCAAGAAUUCAUGGAAGCUAUAACAAAUUAAGACCUUAGAUUUCUUCAGUAUUUCCUCUGUAUUAAUUUAUGUGAUAGUCUUUAUUUUUUAGUUAGUCCUAGGGAGAAUUAUAUUUUUUUCUAUAUUUAGUACUUCUUCAAUUUCAUAAUAAGUAAUGACGUUCUUACUCUUUUCA
Molecule: messenger RNA, 1614 nt
Organism: Solanum dulcamara
Lineage: Eukaryota; Viridiplantae; Streptophyta; Magnoliopsida; Solanales; Solanaceae
Exons: 2
Coding region: 114-1469 (451 amino acids)
Source: RefSeq, a predicted model, not a curated record